AUGUCUUCUGAACAAGAGCAAGUUCAAGUUCGCUUCACCACUCAACAACCAGAGUAUGCAGUCAAUGAUGCUGCCAUCUUGCUGCCUUCCAACAUCAAGAAGGAGGGUCUCUCUGAGAUUGUCAACAGUCUAUUAAACAAUGAUAAACCUAUUCCCUUUGAUUUUCUGAUCGAUGGCCAAUUACUUAGGACCAGCAUUGUCGAGUACUUGAAUGCUGCUCAACUCUCUACUGAAAAUCUCGUCACUAUCGAAUAUGUUGAAUCAAUGCUCCCUCCCAUCCCUCUCACUGCCUAUCAACACGACGAUUGGGUCAGUUCAGUCAAAGGCUUCAAUGGAUUAUUCGCUACAGGUUCAUACGACAAUAUGGUCAGAUUAUGGAACACCACCGGCGAAUGUAUCAGCACCUUGAUCGGUCAUAGCGACGCUGUCAAGAGUGUCGCAUUUGGACAAAACAACACACUCUUCUCAGGCUCUCUUGAUCAUACUGUUUUGGGCUGGGAAUACACUGAAGGAGAGGAUUCACAUCGCAUCAUGUAUGAGUGCAAAGGACACAAGGGGCCCGUUGAAUCAGUCGCAGUGGAUUAUACCGGCAAGCAUGUUGCUAGUGCCUCUGCUGAUGGCUUGAUCAAGAUCUGGUCUACUCAAGAACCCACUGAAGAUGAGCCAACUGAAGAAGUUUCACACAAAAAGAGAAAGAAGAAUAGCGAGAAAUCAGACAGAAAGAUCAAGACAAAGGCCGUGUCUUUGGAGGGACAUGUGGGCGGCGUCAAUGCUGUUGAUUUUGAUGGAGCAGAUGCUAAUAUUGUAUAUACCGGUGGCUGGGAUCACUCUAUUCGUUCUUGGGAUGUUGAACAACAAGUGAACUUGACUACAAAGAACUGCGAAAAGGUCGUUCUUGAUGUCGAUUACUCUAAGCAUUCUAAAUUACUUGCUACUGGUCAUUCGGAUAACACAGUUAGAUUAUGGGAUCCCAGAUCAGAAGAUGGCACAAAUGUAAAGAUGAGUCUUCGUGGACAUACUGCUUGGGUAUCAUCUGUUUCUUGGUCAAGAACAUCUGAAUACGCAUUAUGUACAGGUUCAUAUGAUUCCACCGUCCGUGUUUGGGAUAUCCGUAGUAGAGAGCCUUUGUAUACUGUUGACAACGAAGGAGACGAAAAGACAAAGGACAAGGUUUUGAGCGUCUUUUGGGAUGAUAACAAGAUUCUUAGCGGUGGUGAAGACAAGAAAUUAAGAAUAUAUCAAGCAAAGGUUUAG
This is a messenger RNA of Mucor velutinosus, 1254 nucleotides long. It is a transcript of the gene ERV25, whose product is annotated as vesicle coat component. Gene Ontology annotation, biological process: ribosome biogenesis. Gene Ontology annotation, molecular function: protein binding. The transcript has 4 exons. Lineage: Eukaryota; Fungi; Mucoromycota; Mucoromycetes; Mucorales; Mucoraceae. Bases 1 to 1254 code for a protein of 417 amino acids. The record is from RefSeq and is a predicted model, not a curated record.